UAUGGCUUCCUUGUCACAAGGAGCUGAGGAAGAAGCUUAAUUUUCCACAAGCUCUACCAACUCAACCAUGAUACCAGCUAUAAUGCAGACAGGCAAAUGCUUCAAGAUGAUCUGCUGCUCUUCUUGAGAGGUGCAAAGUUGGAUCUCCACCAACUCUCCUGCUGCUUAUCCACAAAAGAGAACUCAUCUUCUACUAUAUGAUAAUGCUUUGAUUGCUAUUCACUAGAAUCCAACAGUUCAUUGAAGUGCCCAUCUGAAGUUUUUCCCUUUUUUUUUCACCCUUCAAUCUCCCAAAAUUUUUGCUGCCAUGAAUCCAGUAAUUCUCUUAUUUCUCUCAUCUUUGUUUAUCAAGUCACUGUCUUCAAAGGUUGCGCCAGCCAAAAGCAAUGCCCACAUCACUGUAAUGGGUUUUGUUUAUUGUGACAUCUGCUCCAACAACAGCUUCUCCAGACACAGCUACUUCUUACCAGGCGCAGGAGUUAGAAUAGACUGCAAGUUCAAAGCAAGUUCACCAAAAAUCAAAGAACAAGUAUCGUUCUCAGUAAACAGAACCACAAAUAGGCACGGACUCUACAAGUUGGAAGUACCUUCUGUUGAUGGAAUUGCCUGUGCAGAAGUGGCCAUUGAAUCUUCCUGUGAGGCAAGCUUAAUGUGGAGUUCUUCUAAAUCAUGCAAUGUUCCUGGAUACAAGUCCACAUCAGAUCAGAUAACAAUCAAAGCCAAACGCCCCAAUCUCUGCAUCUAUAGCCUCAAUGCGUUGAAUUUCAGACCAUCAAAGACUGAUCUUACCUUAUGUGGAAAUUAAGAAAAAAGAAAGAUUUCUGCAGUUCUUUCAACCUUUUGGUCACCGAUAUAUGGCUUUCUUCUGUCUAAAUGUCCACCUUUUCUCUUUGGACUCCUCUUCUAUUCCUCCAAUUCCGUCUCUCCUUCAAAAUAAGUGCACUUUCCAUUAAAAUAUGCUCCUAAGCCCAUCACAGGUGAUCACCAUUUGCUAAUGCAGUAUCUUGGGAGCUAAUUAUUUGUUUUAUAUAUUUUUAUUUUGUUGUUUCUUUUUUCUUAUGUUUGGUCUCCAACUAGACUUUGGAAAUGACUACAAUAUCAUUGAGUUAAAGCUCAUUAGUAUUUUGUUAGUUUGUUGCAGCUUAUACUAAUGUAAUGUUUGAAUAUUUUGUGUAUUUUAAAGUCAAGGUCUAUGGACAAACUCCACUAUUCCUCAA
Hevea brasiliensis (rubber tree) is the source of this 1217-nucleotide messenger RNA. Its product is annotated as major pollen allergen Ole e 1. The record is from RefSeq and is a predicted model, not a curated record. NCBI's taxonomy places the organism in Eukaryota, Viridiplantae, Streptophyta, Magnoliopsida, Malpighiales, Euphorbiaceae. The coding region runs from base 308 to 805 and encodes 165 amino acids. The transcript has 3 exons.